Messenger RNA from Callorhinus ursinus (northern fur seal), 6611 nucleotides. RefSeq names its product CD93 molecule (gene CD93). Gene Ontology annotation, molecular function: calcium ion binding. Lineage: Eukaryota; Metazoa; Chordata; Mammalia; Carnivora; Otariidae. The record is from RefSeq and is a predicted model, not a curated record.
CAGUACAGGAUGCGCCUUGGGUCAGGGGGAUGUGAAAGCCCUCAGUCUUUGUGCUCCUCCCUGGGCCAGAGCGUCUGCGUCUGAGCCCUUGGUUGUUCUUGGAGUUCAGCUGUGCCUGUGGCUGUCACCGCAGGGCCAUCAGCCCCCCGCCGGGAGGGACACGGGGCCAUGAUGGCCACCUGCGCCGGGCUGCCGCUGCUGCUGCUGCUGCUGAGGCUGCUUCUGGGCCAGCCCCGGGCGGGGGCCGGCGCUCACAGGGUGGCUGCGGUGUGCGCGGGCAGGGCCUGCUACACGGCGCACUGGGGCAAGCUGAGUGCGGCCGAGGCCCAGCUUCACUGCAGCAGGAACGGCGGCAACCUGGCCACGGUGAGGAGUGAGGAGGAGGCCUGGCACACCCAGCGAGCCCUCACCCAGCUCCUGGAGUCGGAGGCGCCCCUGGCAGCUCGGAUGGGAAAGUUCUGGAUCGGGCUCCAGCGCGAGAAGGCCAAGUGCUUGGACCCCAGCCUGCCGCUGAAAGGCUUCAGCUGGGUGGGCGGCGGGGAGGACACGCUUUACACCAACUGGAAUAAGGAGGUGAGGAGCUCUUGCAUCUCCAGGCGCUGUGUGUCCCUGCUGCUCUAUCUGUCCCAGCCUUCCCAUGCCAGCCAUCUCCCCAAGUGGUCCGAGGGCCCCUGCGGGAGCCCGGGCUCUCCAGGAAGCAACAUCGAAGGCUUCGUGUGCAAGUUCAGUUUCAAAGGCAUGUGCCAGCCUCUGGCUCUGGGGGGCCCAGGCCGGGUGAACUACACGACCCCGUUCAAUGCCACCAGCUCUUCCCUGGAGGCCGUGCCCUUUGGCUCCGCAGCUACCGUGGUCUGUGGGGCCGGGGAAGGCGGUCAGGAGGAUUACUUCAUGUGCAGGGAGAAGGCCCCUGAUGUGUUUGACUGGGGCAGCUCAGGCCCCCUCUGCGUCAGCCCCCAGUAUGGGUGCAGCUUCAACAACGGGGGCUGCCAGCAGGACUGCUUCGAGGGGGGCGACGGCUCCUUCCGCUGCGGCUGCCGGCCGGGCUUCCGGCUGCUCGACGACCUGGUGACCUGUGCCUCCCGGGACCCUUGCAGCUCCAGCCCGUGCCAGGGGACAGCCACCUGUGUCCCGGCACCCCACGGGAAGAACUACACGUGCCGCUGCCCCCAGGGCUACCAGCUGGACUCUAGUCAGCAGGACUGUGUGGACAUGGACGAGUGCCAGGACUCCCCCUGCCCACAGGCCUGUGUCAACGCCCCUGGGGGCUUCCGCUGUGAGUGCUGGGUGGGCUACGAGCCCGGCGGCCCCGGGGAGGAGCCCUGUCGGGAUGUGGACGAGUGUGCCCCCGGCCGCUCGCCCUGCGCCCAGGAGUGCACCAACACCGACGGCUCCUUCUACUGCUCCUGCGAGAAGGGCUAUGUUCUGGCCGGGGCAGAAGGCACCGAGUGCCAGGACGUGGACGAGUGUGCGGACACGGACAAUGGCCUUUGUGACAGCUUGUGCCUCAACACGCAGGGGUCCUUCCGCUGCGGCUGCCUGCCGGGCUGGGAGCUGGGCCCGGACGGGGUCUCGUGCACCCUGGGCCCCACGUCCCUGGCACCGCCGUCUGGGCCUUCCCAGGGGGGGGAUGCGGGAGUUAGAGAGGGGAAACUCGUGCAUUCUGCCACAAUGUCCAGGGACCCUGAGGGUACCUCCAAGGAGACACCCACCGCAAAAGGAACCUCCCUCCCACGCAAUUCCCCCGUUACCCUGGCCACACCCCACGUGCCGGCUCCCAGUGGGCCCCCUGGUGUCUGGAUGGAGCCCAGCACCCAUCACCCUCUGGCCACCCCUGGCCGUGGGGAGAGUACAGAUGAGGAUUUCACAGCCAAACAAAGCGAUGAGGGCACCGACGGACAAAAGCUGCUGUUGUUCUACAUCCUGGGCACCGUGGUGGCCAUCUUACUCUUACUGGCUCUGGCUCUAGGGCUACUGGUCUAUCGCAAGCGGAGAGCAAAGAGAGAGGAGGAGAAGGAGAAAAAGCCCCAGAACGCAGCUGACGGCUACUCCUGGGCUCCAGAGCGAGCUGAGAGCAGGGCUUUGGAGAAUCAGUACAGUCCGACGCCGGGGACGGACUGCUGAAGGUGAGAUGGCCCCAGAGACGCUGACAAUCGGCCACCACCGUCCUCAGAGUUUUACGCACCCCGUCAGAAGGGGGGGCACAUCCUUCCAAAAGACUGGACUGGAAUCUUAGCAAACAGUUGUAAACAUUCUUAAAAGCUGGCCACUUGGAAAAUACAGGUAUUUUCUAUGUGUGUGGUAUUCUUGAAGUGGAAGCAAUGUGUUGGGAUGUCAUUUCGGGAAUUUUGUGAAUAUUAACAGUUCUCACUCACUUAUCUUGUCAAAUUCAAAUGUGACUGAUUUCAUGUCUGCCACUGAUUCUGGAUCAAGGGCUUACAAGUCAGGUGCUAAUGGGGCUCCUUUUGAACUGCUUCUCUGCUCGCUGGAAUCAUCUAAGAAGAAAAGAUGGUCUGUUAAUGCUAUUAGGAUUGGAAUGAUUUGUUCCUCUUGGUAGAACAGAGACUAAAUCAAUUGUUUAAUUACGUAAGAAGCUUUUUUUUUUUCUUUUUUUUGGUCAAAAGGAACAUAUUCAGGACUGGAAACAUUUCUUUUCAUUUGUGUUCAUGCAUUUUCCCAUCACAAGCCCUGCUGAGCUUUAUGGUUGGAGUCCUGCAGAAUGACCAGAGUACACUGAUCUGCUUAGGUAGCAAGGAUGCUGGAAGUUUAGAAAUUGCAUUUCCUAGUUCUUAGUGUCUCUAAUGGUCUUGGGUUUAUUUGCAAGUGAAGUCUGGAAAGUGUGGGAGAAGUAUGAAGUGAGUUGAAAGUGUUUUUGAAAGCACGUACUCCAAAGAGCUUGAGAGAGAAGCCCGGGGUUUGUUCCACAAAUACUUGAAUCAAUCCUUCUAAAUGCACUUGCAUUUAACACACACUUACUAUUGAUGAGGUGAAUGCGCACAAGGAUAAAAGCUGGACACGUCUUGUCUCUGGGUGAGUGCAGCCCCGAGACACCUCCCAUGCCACCUGCCUUCUCUGCGUGCUGUUCUGGAUUUAAAUGCUCUGAUCUUAGAUGGAUGAAGCCCUGAGAAGUCUCUCAUUCUGAUUAUUAAGGCUGUGUGAGGGGGAUGAGAUGCUGAGUUUUGAAAGCUGGCAUCAUAAGGCAUUUUAACAUAGCUCACAGCUGGUAUUGCUUCUUGAGAACAUGAUCCUGACUUGUGGCUGUAGCUUGCAAGAAAGGGACUGGGCAGGCAGGACGCUGUCCCCUUUCUGCUUGAAGAAGUUUGUCACGUUUUUUUCUAUUUCUUAAAAAAAGUGGGGGAGAUGGGAUGGAGAAGAAAAAAGAGAAUAGCUAAAAUCUUUUGCAACCACAAAAACCACUCAAGGCAGUUUUAAUUUAUUUUUAAAUGCUCGCUUGCAAAGGUUUCCCUUCCCUGUGUAGUGGUGGAGAGUACUCUCUCCCCAUGCAGUUCUGCCUGGGUCACUGGAAAACAGCUCAGGGAUUCACCAAUGGUCAGAGCUAGCACCGGGAGACCGCAGGUCAUCUGCAGGCUUGUUGCUGUCACCUUGUAGAACAGAACGGGAGUGUAUUUCCUUCUAGGGAUCCCAAAAUCUGCCUCUCAGAACCAGGGUGCCCUACUUGGUUUUGCCUUAGAAACACAUCUGUCCCAGAGGCGGACACCUGGGGCAUGAGGAGCUGCCAGGUGCAUGGCCCUCAGAGUUAAAUAAAUAUACUUUAGAUAUUUUUGAAAUGUAGAUGCUAUAUUUCAGGGUUUUUUUUUUUUUAAGGAAAUGGGUAACUGAAGGAGUGGGUAUAAGGAAAGAUGAAGGUUUUGGAGGACUUAGCAUGGUAUUUGGAACUUUUGCUUUUUAAAGACAUCUAAUAUUAUAUAGAUUUCAGUUGAAAUACUGGUGCUUAACACCCAAGGAGGCAAAGGUUGUAUCCACCAGCCAUAGGACCCUUGGCCGUCUGUUGUGUGGGAAACAACCAUGCCACUAUUCAGAUGAUUUCAAAGAGUUGGCCGGAUGCGUUGCUGACAAUAUUGGCACUUACAUGAAAUAAAUGCAAAUUCAACAGUUUUAGCUCCAGGCUUUUACGAUGCUACCUUGUCACUAGAAGGAAGGAGACAUUCCUGUUCUAGGCUUCCCCUAAGGCCCUGUGGGGAACUGUGGGACUUGUACUGGCUGAGAUCCCCAAGUGUGCUCGCUCAUUUUUAGAGUCGGAUUUCUUCUGCGGUGCAGCCCCGAUUUUGACCUCUAUGUUUGAAUCCCUCCAUGGGUAAAACACCCUAUCCCAACAGCGUGAAGACCUCAGAUCCCCACUGUGAAACAUGCAAGGGGAGAAAUGGGCUGAUAAAUAUUUUCUCAAUAUCCCCUCCAGCAGAAUCUGCCCCUGCCUGGGUAGAUGAGCCCUACCUUGUCUCCCGGCCACUCAAACCAGCGGCCAAGAUCCCAGAACUGGAUGCCCUUAGGCAGUGAAUCUGAUGAACACUGCUGCUUCCAACAAAUGCUGUUCUCCUAUUUCAUACCUCUGUCAUUUUGUCUGAGGGAUGUGAAUCCUUGUUUGGGGAGAUGGGGGCCCACAGCAGUGGACACACAAAUGCCCACUGGCUGCUUGGCCAUUGGUCAAUAGUCCUUUUAUCCAGAAGCUCCCCAAGUGCCUGGGCCAUGACACAGCCUGAGAAAUGGAAGGGAUGGAGCAUGGGAGAGGUAGGCUCUGCCAUGUACAGACUCCUCCAGCUGUGUCCAACAGACCAGGCACUGUUCUGUCCCUGAGCUGCCGAGCAGCAGAAUGGCCAGGGCGAUGGAGAAAGGGAGACAGCUUCACUUGGCUGUCUUGAAUUAGCUUGAAUUAGCUCUAAGACAAUGGAGACUUUUGUCCAAAUAGAAUUUCCCAUACUUCAAUAAUUCCAGGAUGCACUUGAAAAAACUGUAUUCAGAACAAACCCACCCCGUCCCGUCCCCUCUCUCUAAGGCAGAUCAUUUAAGGAGAGGAUGCAGCCCACUAUACUCCUUCCUGAAUUUCCGGGAUGCUCCCUGCUCUUUGCUCUUGUUCAUUUGCACACGUGAUGAAGAACAAGCCCCACCCCAGAAUCUGAGGAGUGUAUAAAGCAAAAGUGGGGCAAUUAUCUGAAAAUGCCUUGGGAGUGGUGGACCUGGUGGGGCUUUUUGUAGGGUGCAUGCACUGCUACUCAACAUUGUGACCUUGAGGCUGGUGUCCCUUUGGUUCAUCCACAUGCCUGAUUAUCAUAACCAUGAUAUCUGGCGCUACACAGCCGAAUGGUGUUUUCCGGGCAGCAUAAAAGUGAAUGACUCAAGUGGGUUUCUUCUUAAGGACAGGAGGGAUGCAGGCUAACAUCCUCCCUGUGAUUAGGCAAAAAGGUGGAAUAAAAAGUUAAACACAUAUGCGAACGUGUUUAUGUACAUGGUAUAGGAAGAACUAAGUUGGAAAUGAAUCUCUGUCCCUGAAACACAUGUGCAUGUUGCUAUUCUUACAUUCCAUUCAGGAGCCCCUGUUUGAACACAUCCUGAUAGGACCUGGAGUUUUAUCACCGAAUGACCUUUGGAGAAUAUGGACGUGAUCAUUAGCUAAUUUUAUUCCAGCCCUCUUUCCCACAAAUAUUCCUGUGAAAACUAAGAGAACAGAGGCAAGAUUUGACCCCAAAAAUGUACUACAUUCAAAAUAAUGCAGUUUUUAAAAGCAAAUAUAGGACAGCCUUUUCCUAUUAUUUUUCUCCUUAGCUUCUCCAUUGUCUGAAUCAGGAAAACAGGAAAGCAUGGCUUUCUAGCAGCUGCAAAAUGGUGUAAUGUCCCCUCCAUAUUUCCAACACCUUAAACAAUAGAUUUAGCAUGGAAUCUGAGAUAUGAUCCCUGAAAACAUCUGUCCCUAUCUGGUUGCAAAACCUCCUGCUAUGUCUAUGUGGUUUGUGGUGUUUGUCAACCAAAAAAAAAAAAAAAAAAAAAAAAAAAAAAAAGAAGCUGAUAAUCAAAAUUCUCCAUGUAUUCUAUAAUCAAAUACCAUAUUCCAUUCCAGAUUCCCAAAACUAAUACUCAUCAAAAUGCUUUAAAAAAAAAUGAUUUGUGUUUUGACCUGUUCUUGGAGAUCAUGCCCAUCUAUUUUAGGAAGAAACUCUGGAAAUUCUGUCUUACACUGUUCCUCUUAUCUACAAGGGUUUCCUUUCUGCAGAUUUUGCCCACCGUUCUUCCAGGCUGGGUUCUUUAUGCAUAUUUGGCUGAAGCUUGAAUUAGGUCAUUCACAAGGCCUUGUUUUGUGAUACUUGAUGCGACUCUAAAUGUCAAUCAUCACUGCAUGCGCGCUAGAUGAGAAUGUAAGUAUUUUUAAAUCUGUGGAUUUGAAAUGUGGUCCACUAAUUCUGCCAUUGUGGGAUUUCUCUGUAGGGCUUCUUUCUGUCCUGGGCACGACUGUUUCCCAGGGCGGGGAGGACAGGCUUGGCCGCUGCGUCGGCCUUAUGACUCUGAGAAGCCAAGGGGCAUCUCAGGUCCGCCUCAACGAAUAGCCUGCUUGUUGUCCUUUGUGUUUUAUGUCACAUGCCUAACCUAAUAAACUCUGGAAUGCA